AUUCUGUUUAUAAUGUUUUAAAGAGGUACGAAGAACGCAGCACAAAACCGUCGUUUUUCCUGGUGGCUUGAUUGUGUUUCAUCAUUAUCUCUUCUGUAAAAGAAGAAAUAAGAAGGAUGAACAAAUCGCGCAUUAAAUGGUGGCCGCAAUAUUUAGCAGCGAUUACAGCCACCUUAUGUUUAGCAGCAGCUGGUACUCAGAUAGGAUGGACAUCACCGAUAUUGCCAAAAUUAAAGUCUCCAGAUUCUCGUGUACCACUAACCUCGGAUGAUGCUUCAUGGAUUGCUUCAUUCUCUCUCCUCGGCUCGAUACCUAGCAUUAUCCUCUCAGGUUUCAUCGUAGACCGACUUGGUCGUAAAACAAGCCUCCUGAUAGCUGGAAUACCACAUAUAAUUUCUUGGAUUUUAAUCAUCGUGGCUUGGAAUCCUUACGUUCUCUAUUUAUCGAGAUUCAUAGGUGGCAUUGGGCUUGGUAUAGGUUAUGUUAUUUGCCCAAUGUAUAUCGGUGAGAUCGCCGACAAGGAGAUUAGAGGAUCUUUAGGUUCUUUUAUCAAGCUUAUGGUAACUUUUGGCGAAUUAUACGCUCAUGCGAUUGGUCCAUUUGUGUCGUACGAAUGUUUGGCUUACAGCUGUGCUGUAAUUCCUAUAAUCUUUCUUUUAACAUUCGGUUGGAUGCCAGAAUCUCCUUAUUAUUUAUUAAUGAAGAAUCGCGAGGAUAAAGCGAUAAAUAGUUUAAAACAGCUUAAAAGAUAUGCGACGGAAGAUCAAUUGGAAGAAGAUAUGGAGCAAAUGCAGAAAACUAUGAUCAAGGAUCUCAGUGAUAGAGGAUAUAUUUGGGAUCUAUUCAACACUAAAGGUAACAGAAGAGCUAUGUUAAUCAGUUUCGGUCUUCAGUUAAUCUUGCAAUUCAGCGGUUUGGCUGCCAUAGAAUCUUAUACUCAAGAAAUUCUUGAAGAGGGUGAUACGAAUUUAUCAGCUGCAGUAGCAGUGAUCAUUUUAAGUGUUCUUCAGUUGGUAGCAGGUGUUGGUGCCGCAGCUCUGGUGGACAAAUUAGGAAGAAGACCGUUGCUUCUUGUUAGUACAUUUCUUGGUGGAUUGUCUUUAACUAUUGCUGGGGCAUUUUAUCUUCUUAAACUUUACAUGCUGGUAGACAUAACUGGUUUUGGUUGGGUUCUUUAUGCCUCUGUUAUAUUUUACGAAUUAAUUAUUGCAUUAGGUUUGAAUCCAUUAGCCUAUAUGAUGCUCGGAGAAUUAUUUCCAACUAACGUUAAAGGGGCUGCUGUGUCUGCAGCAAAUUUGUGGGCUUCUUUAUUAGCAUUCUUCGUUUCGAAAAUGUAUCAAGUUAUUUCCGAUUUUUACGGUGUUUAUACUUCUUUCGGUUGGUUUGCGAUCAGUUGUUUUCUUGGAAUUAUUUUUAUACUCUUUAUGGUCCCAGAAACAAAAGGGAAAACUUUGUUAGAGAUACAAGAAGAAUUGAAUUGUAAACGAAAACAAGAGCGGAAAAUAAACAAAAAUAAACAAGAAGCCCACGUAAGUACGAUAGGUUAAGUCAGAUAUAGGAUGGAACGAUAGUUUUAAUUUGCAUUGAUAAAUUAAUUGAUGAUGAUUAAUAAGAUUCAUUGCUAUUUGAUUCAUCAUGAUCUAUUAAAAUUAUUUUGAGAUCAAGAUUGAAUAAGUUUUCAAUAUAUUAUUUAAUACUAGAAUUAUCGAGAAG
Molecule: messenger RNA, 1713 nt
Organism: Apis dorsata (giant honeybee)
Lineage: Eukaryota; Metazoa; Arthropoda; Insecta; Hymenoptera; Apidae
Product: facilitated trehalose transporter Tret1-like
Exons: 3
Coding region: 117-1547 (476 amino acids)
Biological process (GO): transmembrane transport
Cellular component (GO): membrane
Molecular function (GO): transmembrane transporter activity
Source: RefSeq, a predicted model, not a curated record